Messenger RNA from Daucus carota subsp. sativus, 2128 nucleotides. RefSeq names its product cytochrome P450 CYP72A219-like. Lineage: Eukaryota; Viridiplantae; Streptophyta; Magnoliopsida; Apiales; Apiaceae. The transcript has 5 exons. The record is from RefSeq and is a predicted model, not a curated record. Bases 382 to 1980 code for a protein of 532 amino acids. Gene Ontology annotation, molecular function: heme binding; oxidoreductase activity, acting on paired donors, with incorporation or reduction of molecular oxygen; monooxygenase activity.
AUAAAAGAGUUCAAGUUUAUGAUGUCUCUCAUGGAUUACCACCAGUAGACGAUCUCGUAUUCCUUACAAGAAACCUUUACAACAGAAACAAGCCAAAUGUGAUCUGACGGACUUUAAUUGGAAGAAGGCGCAUACUUGUUGAGCAUCAGUGUGAUUGGCAAUAUUUGUCCGGUUUAAUGAUACUUCGGUUUGUUUGUUCUACGAUGAAGAUGAACACAUGAGACAUGUCAAGUACUUAGAAAUCUUCUACGCGAGUUAGUGAGAUACCAAGUAAUAUCACCUUUCUCAUAGUGAUUAACAAUUUGUCUAGUACCGCUACUUUAAGUACUGCAUUAGUUUUACUACCAGCUUGUCAGAUAGUUAUUAGCUCUUAAUCAUUUCAUGGAUCAAUAUCUCACUAAUUUUCAUUCGAUCAUGAACUUAAUCUACACGUGUUUAGGAGUGUUUGGUGUUAUUGGACUUUUGAUCGUGGGAGGGAGAAUUUUGAAUUGGGUGUGGCUGAGGCCGAGGAAGCUAGAGAAUAUCCUUAGAAAGCAGGGGUUCAAGGGAAAUCCGUACAAGUUUUUCUUUGGAGAUGUUAAAGAUCUGAUAAAGAUGGGGGAAGAAGCCAAAUCCAAACCUAUUGGACUAUCUGAUGAUAUUCUGCCACGUGUCGUGCCUGGCGACGUUGACACUGUAGAAAAAAAUGGGAAGAAAUCAUUUGUAUGGCUUGGGCCAAGACCACUAGUAUACCUUAUGGAUCCAGACACAAUCAAAGAGGUUCUGAACAAGAGUAAUCAGUUUCAGAAAGUCAGGGGAGAUAAUCCUGUAACCACAUUGCUCGCGACUGGACUGGUUUACUAUGAGGGUGAUAAAUGGGCGAAACACAGGAAAAUCAUUAACCCCGCGUUCCAUGUUGAUAAGUUGAAGAAUAUGCUACCUGCCAUGUACUUAAGUUGUAACGACAUAAUGAACGAAUGGGAGAAAUUGGUGUCUGCUGAAGGGCAAUGUGAGGUGGAUGUCCGUCAUUAUCUAGAAAAUUUGACCAGCGAUGUCAUUUCACGUACAUCAUUUGGUAGUAGUUAUGAAGAAGGAAGAAAGAUUUUUCAGCUCCAAAGAGAACAGUCAACUCAUAUAAUGAAGGCUUCCCAGUCAAUAUACAUUCCUGGAAUGAGUCUUUUGCCAACUAAGCUCAAUAAUAGGAUUAAGGAAAUAGCUAAAGAAGUUAAAGUUACUGUAAGAAGUAUCAUUCACAAAAGAUUGAAGGAAAUUGAAGGGGGAGAAACCAACCAGGGUGACUUGUUGGGCAUACUGCUGGAUAGCAAUUUCAAAGAAAUUGAACAACAUGAAAACAAUACAAGUUUUGGGAUGACUAUUGAUGAAGUUAUCGAAGAAUGCAAGCUGUUCUACUUUGCAGGACAGGAGACAACCUCAAAUACCCUGGUAUGGGCAAUGAUUCUUUUAAGUCAGCAUCAAGAUUGGCAGAAUCGGGCUAGAGAAGAGGUCUUGCAGACGUUCGGGAACAACAAACCAAAUCUUGAUGGUUUAAAUCGCCUCAAAGUGGUGUAUAUGAUUUUGCUAGAGGUUUUAAGACUAUACCCUCCAGUAGCUGCACUCGGUAGGAGUAUACAUGAAGAGAUUAAACUUGGAGAUACUACUCUUCCAGCUGGAGUAAUUCUCCAAAUACCUGUUCUCUUGUUGCAUCACGACGUUGAAUUAUGGGGCGAUAAUGCUAAGCAAUUCAAUCCAGGAAGAUUUUCUGAAGGUGUAGUGAAGGUAACAAAGGGAAAAGCAUCGUAUCUGCCCUUUGGUUGGGGACCUCGGAUUUGUAUUGGCCAGAAUUUUGCCAUGUUAGAAGCUAAAAUGGCACUGGCCAUGAUUCUACAACGAUUCUCCUUUGUGCUUUCCCCGUCUUAUACUCAUGCUCCGCACACUGUCAUAACACUUCAGCCUCAGCAUGGCGCACAUUUGAUCUUAAGUCGGUUUGAGCCUAAAAUCUGAAGUUUGGAUGUCACAAUAAUGUAUCAGGUGGCUCUUUCAAAAUCGCUAAGAAAAAUAUCUUCUUGGUAGACAUGAAACUGCCGCGGCCAAGUUUACCAUUGUCUUGCAAUAACAGAAAUUUAAUUGUGUCUUCAGUGAUAAAAUACAA